UGUUUUAUAAUGUUAGAUAGCGUUCUUCAACAUUUUUGGAGAGUUUCACGAAGUGGGCCAUGACAGUGAAUUGAAUAUUGCUUCUAUUUUGAGGAAGUGCUUAGUUCUUGUUCUUUCAGCAGUUUCACUUCUUACCCCGAGUUCUGACUUUCAGAGGAUAUAUGGAUAAAACAUGUAAGGUUAAGAUCUGUUCUCUUAACCAGAAACGAAAGAUGUAUGAAAAGUCCCCUCUACUCCAACGUAACUUCACAUUUUGUGACUAUUUUCUUUGUUGUAGCUCAUUGACCGGAGGUUUAUGAAGGCAGUAGCAGAACGUGUUGCACGUUUUGGGCUAAGAACACGAGGUGUAGAAGAUUUCCCGGAUCGCGGUGGCCAGCCUCUCGCUGCUGUAACAAUGACAAGCAACACACAAAAAUCUGAUGAAAAUAGAAGUAAACGUAAAAAAGAGAUGGAGAAUGAAGCUACAGAGAAUCCUCAGUUGUCCUCCACUGACAAAACAGACUUGGCUUUAUCUGAGGGCUCCCAGUCCCUUUACAAACCUGAACCACUGGAAGAGGUUUUAAAUGAGAUGAACAAAGAAAUUAAGAACUUGUUAUCAAAAUAUGCCCACAUUUUAAGUGAGAGAGCAGCAAUGGAUGCUUCUUAUGUCCAAGAACUUGAUGGAAUCUUGAAAGAAGCAAGGACCCUAGAAAACCACUUAAAACAGAAAAGGGAGAGUCUGAAGCAGAGAUUCACUGUGAUUGCAAAUACUCUGCAAAGCUGAAUGGAGUCUGUUAGACUGCAGAAAUACAGAGCAAAACCUUUGUAAAAACCAUGGUGAAUGUGAUGAUGAAUGUUUCAUAAAUAUCUUCUGUAAGUAUUUCUAAUUCAGGAAACUUUCAACAAUUUAAACAGCAUCUUAUUUUUUAAAUAAGUAAGCAUAUGCAAUAUAUAGGGUAGUGACAGUAAACAUAGCACUAAAUAUCCCUUUUAAAUCCUACCACUCCAAGGGAUUCUACAGAUUAGAACAUCUUUUCUUGUUGACCCGUUGUGUAGGCUGUCCCUGUACUUCCAUCCUUAGAAAACUAACUUUUGAUGCUAAAAUUGUAGUAGAAUGUAUCUGAAAUUUUAUUUUUGUUUUUGUCUCAGAGCAUAAAUAGAUUGAAGAGAUCAGCUCAGAAACAGAAGAGUUCUAUUAAGAGUAUUACUUUGGGAAAUGUAUAAAGAAGUAUAGUCUUAAUUUGAAUAUAUAUUUCAAUACCUACAGCUUUUCAAAUGAAAAAAGGGCAUUUUAAUGUAAUCAUAAAAGCAUAUCAUCAAAACUUUGCUGGUAAUAUCAAUAAAUGAAAGAUAAUGUUACCUCUAUCUUGAAUUACACUGUUCUUUUAUAAUUGUUGUUAUUAUUUUGAUACAUCAGUGCAGUUUGCUGUAUAUCCGGUUUAUUUAAGGGUGAUUAUAGAGUUUUUGAGCAAUUUUUCUUUCUUGUACUUUCAUUCUGUUAAAAGAUGAAACAUAAAAUGUAUAAAGCAUUAUUUGUACUAAUUGUGAGGCCAAUGUAAUAAAGAAAAGUGCUAGAUAAUCCUGUUGCUAGCAUAAGAUAGAUAAAUAUCUCUUUCUCUUAGUGCUGUGUGUUAAUUUUCUCUUUAAAUCUUUUCGGACUUAAAAGCCGGAGAGGAAGGUAAAUACAAGUCCCGACUGAAUGUGAUGUCUGUCAAGCUAAUACUAAUAAUCAAAUUAAAACAAAUGAGAGAAACCGGACACCUAGGAAGAGAUUUUCCAAGGUAUCUAAAGAUGCAGAUAUGGACUUAGUAGGAUUUUCCAAGUGCCUACGCGUGUAAGCACCUUACACGCUUAGGAAUUUCUUAAAAUCCCCUAAGAUGACUAUCUGCAUAUUUAGCAUCUAAAGACUUUUAAAAAUCUCUCCACUAGUACACAUCAUAUUUUACUAGAGUCUGGUAAUUUUGUAAUCGGUAUCUGCAAUUCUGUUUAAAUGCAAAAAAGUGGGAGAAAAAAAGAGAAGUUUUUGGAAGCUAAAUUGUCUAGAAUAUUGUACUCGGUGUCUCUAGAAUAAUUGAUCAUCUAAACAAAAAAUAUUAAAGGCAGAGUUUAAAAUUGUCA
Messenger RNA from Oxyura jamaicensis (ruddy duck), 2097 nucleotides. RefSeq names its product testis expressed 12 (gene TEX12). The coding region runs from base 296 to 763 and encodes 155 amino acids. The record is from RefSeq and is a predicted model, not a curated record. The transcript has 5 exons. NCBI's taxonomy places the organism in Eukaryota, Metazoa, Chordata, Aves, Anseriformes, Anatidae.